Messenger RNA from Ricinus communis (castor bean), 732 nucleotides. Its product is annotated as protein BIC2. The coding region runs from base 77 to 577 and encodes 166 amino acids. Lineage: Eukaryota; Viridiplantae; Streptophyta; Magnoliopsida; Malpighiales; Euphorbiaceae. The transcript has a single exon. Gene Ontology annotation, biological process: blue light signaling pathway. The record is from RefSeq and is a predicted model, not a curated record.
UUCUUCUUCUUCUUCUUAUAUUAUAUCCUAUUCCUCACAAAACCCUUAUUAUUCCCUUGCCUCCACUGCAAAAGUCAUGGAUUCCAGCACCCUUUUCUCUCCCAAGAAACAAGAAUCCACAUCCUCAACCAGCAAACCUUCAUCUCGCCGGAUUCUUUCUCCCGCGAAAACAAACUCGGGUACUUCUAGGGUUAUUGAGAAGUUGUCAUCUGAACUACUGCAGACUCAAGAAUCGCUUCUAGGUACCUCAUUUCCAUCAUAUUCUCCUAGACAACAUGUUAAUGAUGGUAACAGUAAUAGCAAUAAUAAGGAAGACAAGGAGGGUGCGUGGACGCAUAAUAAGGAUAACGGAAGAGAAAGGCUGAAGAGGCAUAGGGAAGAGGUGGCAGGAGAAGUGAGGAUACCAGAUAAAUGGAGUCAAGAGAGUUUACUUAGAGAUUGGAUGGAUUACUCUUCUUUUGAUAAGUUGCUGGCACCUAAAGGACUUUCCUUAGCUCGUGAAGCAUUGAUAGCUGAAGCACAUAGAGGUGGAAGCAGCUCCUCUCAGAGAUUGAGGAUAGGCAGCAGGUGUUUUUGAUGAAUUAAUUUUUCUUUUCUUUUUUUUCAUUUUUUAUAGAUCGAUGUAGCUAGACUGUUCGUGUAAUCAUCAUUAAUCCCUGUAUGAAAUCUCGAGUUUUCAGCGGUCAUGGUUGCAAAUAAAUAAAAAUCGAUGCAUGCGAGCCUUCAAUAUCA